AUGUCUUCAGACGAGGCUCAAGGGUAUCCUGUUCGCCGAAACAACUCCUGCAGCGCGGGAGAGUCAGUGUGUGGUCGGACGUGGGGAACUUUCUAUGCCUGCUGCCCCGGAAGUUCUCAAUGCUUAGACUCGCAUUCCACCAAGAUCAAUAAUUUUAUUUGCUGUCGUGACACUCUGAACUGCACAGGACUUCUUGCGGAUACCCCGACUUGCGCGAAUACAAGCUGGGAUCUUUACAAUUCGACGGGUUAUUUCUGUUGUGAGCCCAAUCAUGCCGGGUUUUCUGUCCAAGGCACUGUUUCGGUCGGUUGUGUCGACCCAGGUGCCGCUCGCAAUUUAUCUUAUAGUGCAUUAAAACCUAGUUCUACCGGUACUUCUUCCACCACUCCAACUUCCACGCCUACUAGUAUCCCCACAUCAUCUUUAGGCGCCGGGUCUAGUACCUCAGGCCACUCAUCACGAACCAAUGCAGGAGCCAUAGGCGGUGGUGUGGCCGGUGGCGUUGUCGGGGCAGCCGCAAUUAUUGCAGCUCUCUACCUUCUGAUUCGCUAUCGGAAACGACAACAGCCACGGCAGCAAUCGCAGUCUCACGCCCUUCCUUCAUCAUUGCCUGGGUAUGCGCUUGAGAAAGCCGCUUCCCAACCGAAAGAAUUGGGUAAUGGGCACAUGCCAGCGGAAUUAUCAGAUCAUUCAGUCAACAAACGACAUGAGCUGCCAAGCUGA
Penicillium canescens is the source of this 723-nucleotide messenger RNA. RefSeq lists its product as uncharacterized. NCBI's taxonomy places the organism in Eukaryota, Fungi, Ascomycota, Eurotiomycetes, Eurotiales, Aspergillaceae. The transcript is spliced from 2 exons. The coding region runs from base 1 to 723 and encodes 240 amino acids. The record is from RefSeq and is a predicted model, not a curated record.